AUGGCAGAUGCAAUCACCAAGGAGAUAUGCUAAAUUGGCGAGGUGAAUUCUUAAAACUUAUAGCUAGAUAAACCCAGGGACCGUCUGUAAGGAGGAUUUAGUUGGUUUGUAAUCGUGUAAUUUCUAAUCACAUGUCGGAAAUUGCAUCAUGGGCAGCCAGUAUUAUCUUGGUUGACACCUCGGCCAGAAAAUUCGAUUUUCAAAGGGCAACCUAAAUCAGGAGUACUGCACGGUGACCUAUCCUGCACUCCAGCUAGUGUGCGAGCCUAUUUCUGAAGGAGCAUAGCCAUAGAUAGAUGCAAAUCAAGGCGAAGAUAAAUACCGUUUUAAGGUAUUUCAGUGGGUUUUCAAUAAUUUUAGCUAAGAAUUAGGAUUAGGAUUAUUAAAAGUCAGAUGCAAGCCAUAUUAUUGACGCAGUCACCAAAGAUCUCGCGUACGGAAGGUUCUACCGCUUUUCAACUCCAGUCCAGAGGGUCUAUCCCUCUUGCGAGUGCCCUUCAGGUACCUUCUGUCUUGAGGCUUCAGUCUUGAGUUGGCGGCUUAUAGAUUUCUGCAGCCUUGAUACGGGCGAUUGGAGUAGCUUGAUUCCAAGGAUCCUUAAAUCUAUCGGAUGUCGAAGUGCCUUUCUUCGACAGCUACAGGAAAAGACUGUCUCCCUGUGGCCUGGGCCGAAACCCCAGUUUCUCUGUAGAGGAAUGCCCAUGGGUCCUCGGAUCUAAAGGAAGUUGUUGAACCCCUCCAUUUCCAACCCACAGGAAAGCAACCAAAACCUACUCAAUACACACCUCUUGAGCCUUCUCAACUUGGAGUCCAUCCCAAUGGGUCGUCGCCAUAAGGUCUUGACUGCUGUGCCAAGAGGGCAGGUUGACACGUGCCGCCAUUUUAAUAUAUUAAUUUCAACUAAGAACUAAGUAAUCACCAAAGAGCUUGAGCCAAUGAAAACAAUUCUUAUUGAAAGCUUAUGUGAGUUUUUAGAAACAGGGGAAAGAGCAGUGAACACAAAUAAUGAGUACGUGAAAUGGAAUAUGAGAAUCAAUGAACUCGCUGACAGAGUUUCAAAUAGUCACCUUCUAUAUGACUAUUAUAUAAAAACUAUUCAAGACUAUACUAUUAACGUUGUGAAAAAUGAUCUCAUAAAACUGCAAGGGGAAAAAUUAUUAACUCUCCUUUUAAAAUUGGAUGUUUAAUCAGUAUUCUAUUUUGUUCCCCUUUAAAAUAGAAUUUUAUUGGUAAGUUCCUAUUUUGGGGCAUUAAUUUAAGUGCUAAAGCUAUUUAUACAGAAAAUGAAUUUACCUAUAAAAAUUAAGGUUUUCUCAAAUUUGAAGGAGUUAAUUUACUCGAAAAAUUGAAAUUUUACCUAUAUUUUGCCCCGAUUUAAAGGUAAGAGAGUAAGUAGAUUUGCAUGGAGAUGGGAAAAUCAUAAAAUUUUAGUUUUCUAUAUAAGAAGAAUAUUCAGCUACUUAGAUAGAUAUCACGUAAAAGACUUCAAAAAAGCUACAUUAACACAAGCAGGGCUUAACAUCUUCAAAAAAGAAGUUUUUGAUGAAGUCUCAGAUCUUGUCAGAAUAGCUCUUAUCAAUGAAAUCACAAAAGAAAGGGAAUCAAUUGCAAUAGACCGAGACAGGCUAAAAAAAUGUUUAUUUUGUUUUGUUCAAAUGGGGCUAAGUAACGCAGAAAUUGUAAAAGUCCAAGAAUCAAGUGAAAAAAGAGACAGGCUAGUAUGAAAAGGAAACCCAGAUUUAAAGUAUUAUGAGACUAUUUUUGAAAAAACUUUUCUUGAAGACACAAGAAUCUUUUUUGCAACAAAAUCAAGCCUAUAUAUCACUUCACUGAGCUGUCCUGAGUUUUUAAAUAAAGCAAAACUUAUUAUUGAGCAAGAAGAAGAAAGGGCUGAUAAACUAUUUGAGCCAAGCACCAAGCCAAAAUUAAUGAAUUAUAUCAUUGAUGAACUUGUUGCUAAUAAUGCUCAAUCUUUAGCAGAUAUGGAAGGCACAGGCUGUCUUGAAAUGUUUAAGCACGACAAAAGAGGCGAGCUUAGGAUCAUGUUUUUACUUUUCAAAAAGAGAGAAAAUACCUUACUCCCCCCUCCGUGAGUGAACAAAAUUUUUUAAUAGAAAUUUUUUUUAUGAAAAAAAUCUAUAUAUAAGUGAUAGAUAGUAUAAUUAAUCUAUAGCUAAUUUCUGUUUAAUUUCAAGAAAUUUGCGUUUUAAAACAUAAAUUUUAUGAUUUAAAUUAAUAUUGGCUUUCCAAUUUUUGCGAAUUAGGAUUUUUUUUAAAUUCGAAAAAAAAAAUUUCUAUAUAAAUUUUUUAGAAAAAAAAAUUAACCUUAAUAAAAUUUUUUUGUUCACUCACGGAGGGGGGCGUUAGAAAACAUUACCUCAAAAAUGGGGCCUUAUAUUAUCUCAAGAGGAUCCUCUAUAGUAGAAAAUCAAGAAUUGCAGCAAGACGCUAUUGCAUAUACAAAACGCUUAUUAGACUUUAAAAAUGAAAUUGACAGCUUAUUAGAGUAUGCUUUUGAAAAUCAUCACCUAUUUCAGAGAUGUCGUGAUAUUGCUUUUCAAGAUUUUAUGAACAAAUGUCCAUUUUCAGCACCUUAUAUUGCAUCAUAUUGUGAUAAUGAAAUGAGAAAAGGGAUAAAAGGGGUGUCUGAAGCUGACAUUGAGCAAAGAAUGAUAAACAUUGUGAAACUUUUUUCAUGUCUGCAUGAUCGAGAUAUUUUUAUAAGAAAUUAUACAAGAUUUUUAGCAAAAAGACUUUUAGAUGGGACAAGUUUGAGUGAUGAUGCCGAACAAAGCAUGAUCGCAAAGCUAAAAGUUGAGUGUGGGAGUACUACAGUUAGCAAAAUCGCAAAUAUGUAUCAAGAUAUCGCAAUUUCUGCAGAAACCAUGGCUGAAUUUAAAAAGCUGAGCCACAAAGGUAUGCCGCAAGGUGUUGCUUUAAAUGUGCAGGUAUUAAGAAGCGGGUGUUGGCCAGAGCAAUCCACAGAAGCCUGCAUGAUACCACCAGAGCUAGCUGAUUGCAGCAGAACAUUUCAAAUAUUCUAUGUAAAUAAGCAUCAAGGAAGAAACAUCACUUGGCUGCUUGGAUUUGGACAAUUAGAAUUAAUCACACUAUUUGCCAGCAAAACAUUUACACUAAUAAUGAACCCAUUUCAAGCCGCAAUCGUUUUGAUGUUCAAUAAAGGAAGCAGCUAUACAGUCUCCCAAAUCAGGGAAGCUACAAAACUAUCAGAAAACACUUUAAAAGCAAAUCUUAUUAUGUUUUUCAACCCUAAAAAUAAGCUUUUUAAUAAAGAAAGCAAGGGAAAAACACUGGAAGACUCUGAGACGAUAACAUUAAAUGAAAAAUUUUCAUCGCCAACAAUUAGAUGUGAUUUUACUCCAAAAAAAGUGAAAAAAAUUGAAGCAAGCUCUAAAGAAGAUGAGCAGGCUAUUUCUGCGGAAAGAAAAAAUAUUUUAGAUUCGGUGAUUGUUAGGAUUGCGAAGGCUAGAAGAGUUAUAAAGCAUCAAGAGCUAAUUACUGAGGUUAUUAGGCAGGUGGGUCUUUUUAGACCUCAGCCACCAAUGAUUAAGGCACAGAUUGAGAGCUUGAUACAAAGAGAAUUUUUAGCUAGAGACCAAAAUGAUAGAACAACUUAUAAUUAUAUCCCUUAA
Messenger RNA from Blepharisma stoltei, 3653 nucleotides. The record is from the annotation of a GenBank genome assembly. Lineage: Eukaryota; Ciliophora; Heterotrichea; Heterotrichida; Blepharismidae.